UGCCCUGAGGACCUGAGACCCAUGAAAGAUGGGACCGGCUGCUACGACUACUCAAAGGGGAUUGAUUGCUCAGACGGCUUCAAUGGUGGUUGCGAGCAGCUGUGCCUUCAACAAACUCUCCCUCUCCUGUGGGACCCAACCUCCAGCACCAUCCACAUGUUCUGUGGCUGCGUCGAGGAGUAUAAGAUGGCUCCAGAUGGCAAGUCCUGCCUCCUGUUAUCCGACAUCUGUGAGGGUCCCAAGUGUCUGAAGUCAGAUGUGAACUUCAACGACACGCUCUUUGGAGAAAUGCUUCAUGGCUACAACAACAGGACCCAACACGUCAAUCAAGGGCAGGUCUUCCAGAUGACCUUCAG
Messenger RNA from Pseudonaja textilis, 356 nucleotides. The record is from RefSeq and is a predicted model, not a curated record. NCBI's taxonomy places the organism in Eukaryota, Metazoa, Chordata, Lepidosauria, Squamata, Elapidae.